This is a messenger RNA of Bacillus rossius redtenbacheri, 7834 nucleotides long. RefSeq names its product nuclear hormone receptor FTZ-F1 beta (gene Hr39). Bases 344 to 2680 code for a protein of 778 amino acids. NCBI's taxonomy places the organism in Eukaryota, Metazoa, Arthropoda, Insecta, Phasmatodea, Bacillidae. Gene Ontology annotation, biological process: hormone-mediated signaling pathway; tissue development; regulation of transcription by RNA polymerase II. Gene Ontology annotation, cellular component: RNA polymerase II transcription regulator complex. Gene Ontology annotation, molecular function: nuclear receptor activity; RNA polymerase II cis-regulatory region sequence-specific DNA binding; zinc ion binding. The record is from RefSeq and is a predicted model, not a curated record. The transcript is spliced from 16 exons.
AGCCUGCAGUUCAGUCGAGUGCGAGUGGCGGCGCGGUUAUUGUGUACGUCUGUGCGCGGUCGUUUUAUUUGUGUGCGUGGGUUUGUCCGUGUGUUGAAAGUUGGUGCAUGGCAACUGACAGCUGCUUACGGAUUGCGAGACGCAGCUGAAACACCGAAGCGAAACGGCGGGCGCGGGGGCAAUGUGAGCGGCCCCGCUGCGCCGACAGCCGCCUGAUGCGCCCAGCGGCCGGCCCCGCCACGCCGCCGCCGCGCGCUGCCGCCGCCCCACCUCCCGCCCCGGGCGCCCAUGCGGCGCCGCCGCCGCUCCUCCCGCUGCCCCGACACCUGCGCCCCGCCUCUAGAUGAUAGACAAGGCGGCCGGGAUGGACAGCUGGCCCAGCGCCGUCGGCAAGGAUGUCACCUCGGGCUCCGUCACCGUCAUCAGCGUGCGCGACUCGGAGCACGGAAACAGUAUCAAGUACUACCAGACUUGUAAUGGAACGGUGAUGCCAGAGCAGAGCCCUGGGCCAGCCGAGAAGACUGCCGUGCCUAUCGUGAGCCAGAACGGCAGGGAGAAUGGAGACGAUGGCUCGGGGUCCGACGGGGAAGUCAGCAAGAUUGACUUCACAGGUGUGAACCUGAGGACGAAGAAGACGCGUGUCGUGAACGGCGAGGAGUCGAGAGAUGGGUUCGAGGAACCAGAGAGACCCAUGUCGUGGGAAGGGGAGCUGUCCGACUCGGAGAUGGGCGGAGGAGCAGACAGCAAGCAGGAUCACCACGAGGAGAUGAGCAUGGAAGGGGUGCAGCAGUGCACGGUGAACAGCAAUCACCAUCUGCACGGCCACGUGCCCGCACGCGACGAGACCAAGCCCGCGCCGCUCAGGUUCCUCGACAGCACGGCGGAGCCGGCGACGGCGAAGCCCCUGCCCUUGCCCCCGCACGGCGCGGAGCUGCCCCUGCUGAUGGACAAGCUGCUGGGCGGGGGGGUCGGCGGGGGCUACAACACGCCCUCCAACAGCCCCGUGCUGCAGCAGAGGCACCACCACUCCCUGAAGCACGCCGUGCCCCCCACCCCCAGCCCCGACUCGGCGAUACACUCGGCCUACUCGUACGGCUCCCCCACCCAGUCCCCGGUCACGUCGCGUCACGGGAGCAGCCACGGCCUGCCGUCGUCGGGCUUCAGCUCGCCCUACACGCCGUCGCUGUCGCGCAACAACUCGGACGCGUCGCAGCACGGCAGCUGCUACAGCUACUCGUCCGUGUCCAUCUCGCCCACGCAGUUCUCCCCCACGCACUCGCCCGUGCAGCCGCGCCACGCGCGCGCGGGAUUCCCCUCGCCGGCGGUGGUGUACCCGGGCGUGGCGGCGGCCCGCUUCGCGGCUGGCCCCGGCGACGACUACGGCCAGCAGGACGGCGCUUCCACCGACACCACCGAUGACCGAGAAAGUGGGAGCAGUAACUUGGAUGAGAAGAUGUCUUCCUUGGCUGCGGACCUUGUUCAGCAUUCCACACUUGCUGCACCACCUGGAAUUUCCAGGCAACAACUUAUUAACAGUCCGUGCCCAAUUUGUGGUGAUAAAAUCUCUGGUUUCCACUACGGGAUUUUUUCAUGCGAGAGUUGUAAAGGCUUCUUCAAGAGGACGGUGCAGAAUCGCAAGAACUACGUGUGUUUACGAGGCUCUUCGUGCCCGGUGACGAUUGCCACGAGGAAGAAGUGUCCUGCGUGUCGCUUCGAGAAGUGCCUCAAGAUGGGCAUGAAGCUCGAAGCGAUCCGUGAGGACCGGACGCGCGGGGGCCGCAGCACGUACCAGUGCUCGUACACGCUUCCCGCGAGCCUCGUCGCGCCUCAAGGCGGCGACAAGAUGUACGCCUCCUCUGGGGACCCCCAGGUCAAGCUGGAGGCCCCAGAUGUGGGGGCGAUCGCCGGGAGCAGCGGCGGCCACCACGGCAACAGGCACCACGAGAAACUUGUCCCUCAAUUAUUGCAAGAAAUAAUGGAUGUGGAACAUUUGUGGCACUUCAACGACCAAGAAUCCCAGAAGAUGUCUUCGAACUGCAGUGCCCCCGUGGGCAGCAACAGCAGCAACACCAGCAACAGCAGCAACCCCGACUUCCUGUCCAACUUGUGCAACAUCGCUGACCACCGACUCUACCGCCUGGUCAAGUGGUGCAAAAGUCUUCCGCUCUUCAAAAAUAUUUCCAUCGACGACCAGAUCUGCCUGCUCAUCAACGCCUGGUGCGAACUGCUGCUGUUCUCGUGCUGCUUCCGGUCCAUGUCGACCCCGGGGGAGAUCCGGGUCAGCCUGGGCAAGUCCAUAACGCUGGCCCAGGCCCGGGAGCUGGGCCUGGGCGCGUGCAUCGAGAGGAUGCUCAACUUCACGGAGCAUCUGCGCAGGCUCAAGGUCGACAAGUACGAGUACGUGGCCAUGAAGGUCAUCGUCCUCCUGUCGUCAGAUGUGAACGACCUGCGCGAGAGCGAGAAAGUGCGUGCGUCGCAGGAGAAGGCGCUACAAGCCUUGCAGCAGUACACGCUCACACACUACCCUGACAUCCCAUCCAAGUUCGGCGAGUUGCUUCUGAGGAUUCCCGAGCUGCAGAGGACUUGCCAGGUUGGUAAAGAGAUGCUCUCGAUAAAGAACAAAGAGGGAGAAGGCCCGAGCUUCAACCUUUUGAUGGAAUUGCUGAGAGGCGACCAUUGACGUGCCCAUGGAUCCUUGAUGUGCCUUUCUUUCAAAAGUGCAGCAAAGUGAUUGUGGGCCAGUGGAAAAGACGGAGACAAACCCAGUCGGUGAAUGGUGACGGGGGUGGUGAUUUUGGUUACUUUUUAUCACGCUUUAAUUUACUUGGCGUGUACGAACUCAUGCUGACUUUUGAGAAACUGUUUUUAUAAAGUGACCAAGAAGUUUCUGCAAUAAUGACAAUGCAUCAAAAGAAAUAAAAGAACUACAAUUUUUAUUGUACAUAGGUGUGAUUUUGUGCAUGAUCUGUGUACAUACAGUGAUAAAAGAUUUUCUAUUGUUUUCCAUGUUUUUGUAUCUUUUGUGACUUUUUAAAAAUAUAUAGAUAGAUUUUUAUAUAUCAUAAUAGAGUUAUUAGGAAAGACGUCUUUCUAAAAAGUGCUGUUUUGUUCUGAGAUGGUGUUAUUUAAUAACACACUCGGGAUGCUUUCUAAAAGCAGUUACGUAGUAAUCACAGUUAUAUUUCUUGGUAUUUUGUUUUAUUCCAGACCCUAAAAGAGGCUACAAGACAAGUUAUUUUGUUAUUACAUCUUUGGAUUAAGGAACACAACUACUACAUUUGCUACUUGAAUUUGUAGUAUUUCAUAAUGAUAAUGAUUAUUAUUGCAAGUUAAAUAUAACUUUAAACUGUUAUAUUAUUUGUAUUAUCACGUUGGCAGAAAUACGUUUGAAUGGAGAACUGCAGCUUUGGAAGUAACUUAAGAAAUAACUGUAAUGUAAUAAUUGCAGCAACAAAAUGCGACGAAUUUACCAAGUACUCGUUACUGACGCUACAGUAACGAAUAAUCAAGCUCAUGUUGUUGGGCAAAUACUUAGGCGAAAACCCGGGAAUCAAGAUAGUAACUCAGUGGAGAGUAUUUACUUUUGAAUUAUGUUUGUAGUACAAACUGGAGAUGUCUUUUUUUUUUGUGAAUUUUGUGAAAAUGGGGAGGGGAGCCUGUGUGAAAGAAACAUCACUACGAUGGGUAAUAAUAGUCGGUGAUUUGAGAGCGGUGGAGUCCAUGUUGCUUUUCACAACCGUGGUUGGUGUGAAGCAGUUUAAUGAUCAGAGUGUUAAAAAAAAAAAAAUAGUUUUAAUUUGAACUUCAAUAUACAGCAGGAUCUGGUUUGCUACACCAGUUCGAUUUCUGUAAAACUGAAGUUUGGAAUCUUGUUUAUUCUGAGCAAAAUUUGUGUAUUUAACGUAUGCUUAUCAUAACGAGAUACUGGCACGGUUGAGCAGGAUAUCACAUUUCUCACAGCAGUGUGUCAACUGUGUUGAAAGAAAAUUCCACUGGUGAAUCCAUGUGUUCCACUUUUUUUUAUUGUCCUUCACAUCAGCCUACUCAUUCUCAUGCUGAAUUGUAGAAGAAAAUGUGCAAUUUCAUUCAUGCGUUUAUUGAAAAGGUUAAGAUGGUUGCAUUCGUUGGGAGAAAAAAAAACCUAUGUACUGUAUACAGUGAAAGGAAUAUGUGGUAAAUGGGGUUCUGCUGUAUAUUAAAAAUAUGAUUGAUCUUUGUUUUAACAUAUUGUUUUGAGUGAUAGUAUAAAAAAAAUUUUAAAAAUGAAAAUAUCAGGAUUAUUUUUAAUUUUUGGGAUGAAGAUUGUGAACCUCUACAAAAAUAUAAUACAUGAAAGACACCAAAUUGACUGGAUUUAAUAGUUGUGUAGCUGACUACAAGUAAAAUCUUGAUUUUUUUUUACAGAUAUUUAAAAAAAAUUUUAUUGCCUUAUAUACUUAAUAAUAAGACCCCUUUUUAAUGAUUCGUAGAAUUGAGCAAAUUCAUGUGUGCCCACAGUGCAGCUCGGUUUUUGUGAAAAAUUAUAUAAAUUUGUUAAAUAACUAAUUUUUAUAAAAUGCAUAAAAAAUUGCAUUUAUGAGGGUUUAUCAGUUAUCUGUAUAAAAUUAAAAAAAUACCUAUAUUUUUUAUGCUGUCUAUGAAAAUUUCUAUUGUGUAAAACAUAAUUUUUUUGCAUAAUUGAAUUGUUUAGUAGUUGUAAAGACUGCUGAAAUCAUUUGAAUCAGGCAGUAACAUGCCCAAGAAACAUUUGUAGUAAAUGUUCCAUGCUCAUAAUUUUGUACCCGUAUGUUUAAAGUUUUUAAAUUUCCAGCAGCUAGUGACAGAUCAAAAAUAAGAGACUGUUUUUUUUAAACUGAGUCAGUCUGUAACAGUAUGCAAGACUAAAAUGAAAUUCACUAUUGUGAUACGUGAGACAUUCACUAAUCAAGUGUUGCAAGGAGCACUGAUUUUUUUCAAAACCUGUUAAACAAAAUGUAUUAAUAAUUUAGAUAUGUUCUGUAACUGCGUGAAUGGAUUGAUUGUUUAUCUUUGUUAGUGAAAUGUUUUACAGUGUGCCCAAUAGAAGUCUUAAAAGUGAAUAAACACAGAUAAAUAAAUAAAGUGUAUUUGACAUAGUGAAGUAUGUGCACUGGAAGGAUCGAAGAUACAAUUGAUGAAUUUAACUCGAGGGCUUCCUUGCUAGUACUGGUUGGUGACUUCAUCAAUGGCAGAUAAGCCAUUUUUAUAUGUCGCAGCUUGCAAACAAGACAUCCCCAAGUAUACAUUACAUCGGAGUAUCUGCAGACAGGAAAAAUGGGGUAAAACUCAGGAAACUAAAGAAAUGUCUUAAAAAACCUUUAAAACACAGGGAAAUUAACAAUAUACUAGUUAAUAAAGAGUAUUCGUAAUUCCUAGACACAAGUUUUAUGGUAUUAUUUUCAGGCUGAUAUAGUUAAAAAAAAUUUUCAUGUUAGGGUUUUUAUUUUAUAUUAAUUACAUAUGUUUAUUCAUAAAGAUAGCAAAAUUUUCAACAAAUACGACACUUUCUUGUUCAAUGAUACUUUCUUCACCAAAACAGUGUCAUUUUGACUGAUACAUGAUGCAAUUUUACAAUAUAAUGAUAUGUAAUAAGCUUGUCUUACCUACUGGGAACAAUAAAUAUAAAUCUGCAAGUAUAUGUGCGUUUGUAAAAUGUUACAAUGUCAACAAAAAAAAAGAUUUUUUUUUUAAAAUCUAAUUAAUACAUACAUUUUGGUACUAAUUCCAUGCUAAAUAAUUUACAUUGAUUGAUAUUAAUGUGUUAAAAUAUUCAGUUUUUGUAAUCUCUGAAUUCAAUUUAGAUUAAAUAUUUUGAUUAAUUUCAUGAUUUUAGUCAUUCAUUUCAGUGUAAUAUGAUGUGUUGGGAUGUUUUUCAGUGUUAUUUUGGCUUUAUUGCAAUUCAACCACAUAAUAUCGUCCCGAGUAAUUUCUCGUUACAUGUAUGUCAAUUUGUAAAACCGGUUUGUAUUUUUAUCAGAAAUUUAUAUGUAUGCAGUUACUAACCUGUAUUCAAUUUGUACUUACACUGAUUCAACAUUAGGGAUACAAUAAACUGGGUUUCAAUUUGAAGCACGGUCAUAUAUCUAAAGUAUUUCGCCGAUCUCAAUCAGUAAUGUAAAUUGUAAUAUAUCUAUGGGAAGAUGAGACAGGAGAAAAAAUUUUUUAAGUAUGAAUGGGAAAAUUUAGGGAAGUUGUCUGAAGUAAGACAGUGGUAACCCCUACAUACAUCAUCUUGCAUAACGAUGUAGCACAAGACAAAGCAGCUGCCUGUGCCUACAAAUCAGCAAUCUGGAACGCUGCACGCGCUAUUGCCACAGAUGUUUCAAUAAGAAACAGCAGCUUGCAACAACUGAUAUGUGCUUUAUUUACAGUUAACAAUCAAGACCCAUCUACAUAAUGUACAUUAAUAUUUUUUUCCCUUUAAGUUAUUAGAUUAAAAAGUUACAGUAAGGCUGAACAUACACCACUGGUGAAGCAGCACAACAAAUGUUGAUGUUCAUUUUUUAUUUUUACAGAAAAAAUUUUUACUUAAAUUAUUGUCUGGGUUGAGGGGGUCCAGUGCAUAGUAUGGAAUAAAUAAAAGUGUAGUUGGUGGAAAUUGAACCAGAGUCAACAGAUUGCCAAGCCAUGCUUUUAACCACUGCACCAAUCCACUGAAUUGAUGAUAAUUUAAAAAAAAAUAAAAAAUGUUAUAUAAAUAUACUUUACAAUCUUUAAAGAGCUUUUUCUCGCUUUUUAGGGCCUGCUCAGGUGAGAUAGGCUAGGACGUUGAAAAACCUACUUCUACUCACACAGUUUAAGCAAAUUUGGUGAGCCAGAACUCGGACCCUUUUCUUAGUAAGAUGUCAACUCUAAAUUUUCCUAGUUUUGCAGCUUGUCUUUUUUUUUUUAACCAGGUCGUUAGGUAUAAAAAUAAAAAAACUUGAUGGUUUUAAGCCGUAAUCUUCAUCACAGCCAGGUGCAAUGCAAGAGCGAGGCCUCUUUAACUUAACAAAUGCAGGACAAUUUUAAGGCAUUUGUACAGAUUAGGCAUUGACCAAGAACCCAAACAAAUAAAAAAAAUAGUAAUCUGGGAAAAAAAUUUAAAAAAUUGAGACAGAAUUAGUAAUAAUAUUAUAUUUUAUAUAAAACUCCCAUUUAACAAAAUGUUAAUAAUGGGUUCCACUGUUACCAGCGCCGUUAGUUCGUAGGCCGCCGUGAGCUUCACUAAGUUGACGAGACACGCCAAGGCAAAGGAUAGGAAGUUGCCAGAUAUAUCUAUAUGACCGUAAUCUUGAUCAUGGUUAAGGGGUCCUUAAACCUCCUUAAUUUUUGAUUUCACAAGAGGGUACAAACCAUGUUUAAGUCUGUGUAAUACUGGUUCAAUUUGAAUCUUUUUUUGUAUAUUCUUGCAUUGCACUAAAAAUAUUCAGUAAUUUUUGGAGAACGGUAAAUGUUGUGGCAUUAAUUGCCAUCUUCCUUCCAUUCGGUGCACUAUCUGUUAUCUAUUUCUGAGUUUUACAAAACUUGACUGCAUUGUAUUUUUCCUUGAACAUGUAGUAUGUGUGAUGUGUUUUUGAUAGUCAUUUUAUUCUGUCAGCAUUCCAGCUGCCAGCACCCUGGCUGGGGAUCUUUGUACAUAUCUACGAAAUCAGUGCACUUGCAGCCGAGACGUACUUAAGUGGGGGACUCGUGUUCGUUCCCCAGCCAUAACGCUGUAUGCUUCGACUCAUUUUUGAGUUCUUCAAGAAACCCCACCUGUUGUUGACAAUAGUGAUAUUGGAUAUUUUUAUUUGUAGCAAUAUCAGAGUAUCAUUAUUAAAAAAAAAUACUGUAA